AUGGCUCUGGGCUGCUGCUAGUACCUCACCAGCUUUUGCGCACCGUCUUCAUACUCCCCGUAGUGUACAAAGUGUGAGUGCGUAAUGACUUUGACAGGCAUCGACGUGCAGGGCAAGGUUACUGUCAAGACUACCACCCAUCUGGAGAGGUACGUAUUUGGAUCAUGGUGUACAUCCACUCUGUCUGCCCUAGCUUGCCCGGGAUGUCAACCCAAGGAGAGAGAGUCCCAUCCGUUAUGGAAUCCCCAAAGGGCCUCGACAAUGAGAGCGAGAUCUUUCGGCCUGAAGUGGCUUGCACAUCGAUUGGCUACGCCGGAUGGAAAACCCCGGCUGCUGUCAGCCCACACUCAUCUUGUAUCUUUGAUACUGAGGUAUACAUAUAAUACCACAGGUACGGGCCCAAGGUAAUGAUAUGCCAUCUUAUCCCCCCAAGAUUCUAGCAUCCACUCAUCUCUGCCAGAGACUCGGGCCUCACUGGGCAUGAGGAUAUAAUACUCAGACUAAUCCUAACUGACAACAUCACUUCAAUCCACCUUGGCUUGUCUCACUUGGCCGUCUUCCAUCUUCGCCCUUCCCCGUACUUCCACCCAUCGACAGAUAUCCUAUCAACAGAAUGGCACUCACGGCUCAACCAUCGGCUCCAGCGGGCUGGGAACGUUGGCCCCAGCACCAUCCCAGCAACGACUAUGUUAUGAUGGACGCCGAUGUUAUGCCUUACAACGCACGGCCUAUGACCACAGCGCCGAUGCAACAACGGCCUUCCUUGGUUCCCCACUACAUGCCAACUACAUCGAUGAGCACGGCUUCCAUCAACAGCAUCAGCGCGCCAGCGCAUUAUCAGUCGCCUGUGCCCUAUGGCGGAGGGUAUCCGGCUUACCCAUUGCCUACGCCUACUACCAUGAACUCUUCGUACCACAAGCAUCAACAAUACCAGGAACGACCAUCGUUACACAUGAUCACACCUGAGUUUGAGGAUACUAGGGGACCGCAUCAUAUCAGGAAUGCGAGGCGAUACAGUGAAGAGAGCAGGAGCCCAUCGGAGCGGAGCGAUUCUCAGGGUUCUACAACGGAAACGACCAUCUCGAACCACUCAAGCUGCUCACGAACCAUCACCCCUAACACCCCGGUCAACGGCGCGCCCCAAGUCGAGUUCAGCACUGCUGUGGACAAGCUCAUGAAGGUCAUCCAGUCCAAGAUGAAGGACGCGGACCCCGAGCAGAGCGGUGAUGACAAGGACAUCAAGGCUGAACAGCAAUCAUCACCCGUUUGUCAGGCAAGAGUGCAGCAACCGGCCGAUAAGCACAAGCGUAAACGAUACGAGUGCCAAAUCGAGGGCUGUAAUAAGAAGUUUUCCCAGAAGACGCACCGCGACACCCAUGUUCGAUCUCACACUGGAGAUAGACCCUAUGUUUGCCCUAUUCCUGGCUGUGGUGGACGGUUCACCCAAGCUGGUAACCUCAAGACACACAAACGUCGUCACACAGGAGAGAGACCCUACCGCUGCGAGGUUUGCGACAAGGGCUUUGUGCAACGCGGAGACGUCAAGGCACACAUGAAGACACAUCUCGGUACAAAGGCCUUCCUCUGCAGACUCGACAACUGCCACAAGCAGUUUACUCAGCGGGGAAAUCUCAAGUAUCACCAAAACAAGUACCACAAUGAGACCAUCAAGGCUCUCGCCGCAAGAUUUGAUGCCAUCGAGGACUGGUCGACUGUAUUGAAGGAAGAUAUGGAGAUCUUCAAGGACUUUGCCGAGGUCCACAAGAACAGCAACAAGGGCAUCAAGGGUCGGGGAAAGCAUCGCAAGGUGAAAUCGGUGCCUCUGAGCUCACCCACCAGCCCGACCGGCCACUCGCCGCUUCCCAACAUCAUGGCUUCCCAGUACCCUCUUCCUUCGGCUCCUGGAGUCUCGCAACUUCUUCACACUCCUCAUCCGCUCCAUCCUCCGCUCCAUCACCAGGGUCCUAGUCACUCGGCUAUGUACGGCAUGCCCCGAUCGAGCCUCCAUAGCCAUUAUGAAACCUACGAUCACCAUGAAGUCGACACUGUGGCCAGCAGCCGCGGCUCAGUAGCCGAACCAAUUUACCAUCACGAGGAACAUCCCCGGGAGCUUGCCUUCGGCGACCGGAUGUACUAAAAUGCCAGCCAUCAAGAUGGUGAUGCGACUAUUGUCGAGUUUUAAUGUGUACGAAAGGACGAGUGUACUUCGCUUUUCUGUUUACAUCGUUCUCCUUAUCUGUAAAUGACCUCCUCUUCCCUUUUCUCGUUUUCGUUUCCAUAGCGCCCGGCCAUCUCCUUUGUUUGAUAUCACUGUCUUUGGAGUUCUUGUGUAUUUUUCUUGGGUGGUCCGGAUUUCAUCAAAAAAAUUACUGGGUCCAGGGGGGUUGGGGUGGCAAGCGGCAUCUGGUUGGUAUUUUGCAUCCGUGAUUUGUUGCAUUAGGGAUACUAGUCCCUCGAGGAGUUCCGGAGCGAUGGGGGCAGCGCGGCGCUGUGGGAGCAUGAAACGAACAAAAGGAACGAUAUGUUUACACAAGCAUGGAUGUAUUAUGCGCCGGGCUGAGCGGUCAUCGGGUGGUAGGAUGACUGAUCGGCCGGUUUGACUGGUUGCAAAAAAAGGAAAGAUACCAAUGGGUGAAUUUUGAUUACGCAAAAGGGAGACAAAAAAGACCACUUCUGUGAGGAUUGGAAACCACCUGUUGGUUACGUAUAUAUACCAAGAGGAUCGCAGGCACUUUGGGGGGUUUUAGCCCGUCUUCUUUCUGUUAGCUAAUGGCUUGCUAUGGACUUAGUCCGCAAUGGAUAAGAAUUCUUGAAAACAAUUCUUCUACCUGGUGCUUCUAUCGAGA
This is a messenger RNA of Neurospora crassa OR74A, 2846 nucleotides long. RefSeq names its product C2H2 transcription factor (gene sah-1). Gene Ontology annotation, molecular function: DNA-binding transcription factor activity, RNA polymerase II-specific; RNA polymerase II cis-regulatory region sequence-specific DNA binding. The record is from RefSeq and is a predicted model, not a curated record. Lineage: Eukaryota; Fungi; Ascomycota; Sordariomycetes; Sordariales; Sordariaceae. Gene Ontology annotation, biological process: regulation of transcription by RNA polymerase II. The transcript has 4 exons. Gene Ontology annotation, cellular component: nucleus. The coding region runs from base 614 to 2137 and encodes 507 amino acids.